AUGGCUGACUCCGCAGACGAGCCGCUGAUGCGGCAUGAGCCGGAGAACGAUGACGAUCCAGCUGUUGCCGUUGACCUUUCCGAUGUCUCUCUCCUCCUCGAGAAGAAUCUGCGGCAUCCAGGUCUAUUCGUGUGGCUACUUACUUUCUCAGCGGGGAUCAGUGGGCUGUUAUUCGGAUACGACACUGGAGUCAUUUCCGCGACCCUCGUCUCGAUCAAUAGCUCCCUCGGCCACCCAUUGACGACUCUGGACAAGAGUCUUAUAACUUCUGCGACGGCGCUGUUUGCAUUGCUCGUCUCUCCCAUCUCUGGCGUGCUGGCAGAUAAGUUUGGAAGGAAGAGAGUUGUGCUGUUGGCGGAUAUUGCGUUUAUCCUCGGUGCUUUAGUACAGACUGCCACCUCCUCUGUGGCGGGGAUGAUUGCUGGCCGAUCGAUCGUGGGACUUGCUGUUGGGGCGGGAAGUUUCGUGGCCCCGUUAUAUAUUGCUGAACUUGCGCCAGCUCCGUUCAGAGGGAGACUGGUGACGCUAAAUGUUUUAUUUGUUACACUUGGACAGGUGGUGGCCUAUAUUGUCGGUUGGGUUUUUGCGGAAUGGGGGAAUGAGAAUACGGGCUGGAGGUGGAUGGUUGGUCUAGGGGCUUUGCCGGCUGCGGUCCAGUGUUUGGUUAUGUUGAUUAUGCCAGAGACGCCGAGAUGGCUUGUCCAAGUGGGACAACAUGAUGAGGCUAGGAGUGUUUUGAACAAGGUGUUUGGAGGUGGUAUUGAGAUACAGCGUAUGGUUGAUCAUGUUCUGAGAGGGAUUGAGAACGAAGUUCGAGAAGAGGAGGAAGCGAAGAGAGGGAGGCUGAGAGGUCAGAGUAAGAAGGGAAAAUCAACUUGGCUUACUGGCUCGAAAGAUAAUUGGAAAGAGCUGUUCAGAAUUGGUGGGAAUAGAAGAGCAUUGACUAUUGCUUGCUUGCUGCAAGGUCUCCAGCAACUAUGCGGUUUCAACUCCUUGAUGUACUUCUCCGCCACCAUCUUCACCAUCCUGGGCUUCGAAAGCCCAACUCUAACCUCUCUCUCGGUGGCGCUGACGAACUUCCUCAUGACUUGCGCCGCUCUGUUACUCAUCGACCGUAUUGGACGAAGGCGUAUCCUCCUCUGGUCCAUCCCAAUCAUGUCCAUUGGCCUCCUUCUCUGCAGUUUUGGAUUCCAUUUCAUCACCCUGCCCGCUGAUCUUAACUCGAAGAAUCCAUCAUCUUCUUCAUCUGCACAUGAAGAGAUCCCGCUCUCAGAACGAACAGCUCCAUUACUCGUCCUUGCAAGCGUAAUGCUGUAUGUCGGCGCCUAUGCUCUCGGACUUGGGAACGUCCCUUGGAUGCAGAGCGAGCUCUUCCCUCUCAAUGUGCGCUCCCUUGGCUCGGGACUAAGUACGAGUACGAACUGGGGCGCAAAUUUCGUUGUUGGGUUGACCUUCUUGCCAAUGAUGGAGUUCCUGACGCCUGCUUGGACAUUUGUGAUCUAUGCCAUUGUAUGCGUAGCAGGAUGGCUUUGCAUCUGGCGUAUAUACCCCGAAACAAAGGGAUUAUCUUUGGAGGAGACGGGAACGUUGCUUGCGGAUGGUUGGGGCGUGAGGGAAAGUUUGAGGAGAGCAGAGGAAAGGAGCUAG
Molecule: messenger RNA, 1647 nt
Organism: Hyaloscypha bicolor E
Lineage: Eukaryota; Fungi; Ascomycota; Leotiomycetes; Helotiales; Hyaloscyphaceae
Product: general substrate transporter
Exons: 3
Coding region: 1-1647 (548 amino acids)
Biological process (GO): transmembrane transport
Cellular component (GO): membrane
Molecular function (GO): myo-inositol:proton symporter activity
Source: RefSeq, a predicted model, not a curated record